AUGUCACUUCCUGAAGAUCUAAAACCGUUGUACACGGAAUGGCUGGGAAUAGAAACAGAAAAAGCUGCCCAAAAGAGUGAGAAACUGGGCGUCGUUUAUGCCAAAGCUUUGGAGAAUUUGAAGACGCAUGAAGCAACUCUUUUUCAUCCGAAUCAACUGCUAGCUGUCAAGGGAAUUGGCAACAGAAUCAAAAAUGUUUUGCGAGACCGUUUGCACGCUUAUUGCCAGGAAUCCGGGUUCCAGUUACCGCUGGAUCCUGCUUUGCGCGUAGAAAACCUUGAAAAACGGCAAAGGACCAAAAUACGAUCGUUGCACGCUACGGAUGACCUUGAUGACCAUCAACCUUCCAAAAAAAGGCGCAAAUACGUACCUAAACGGAGGUCAGGAGCCUACGCAAUCUUACUGGCAUUGUUAGAAGCCCAUUCAUCUCGUCAAGGGUCUUCCAAAAUCGAAAUUGUGGCUAUGGCUGGCAAAUACUGUGAUCAUAGUUUUAGCUCCAAUCCCGCAUCCCGCGAUUUCCAUAGUGCAUGGAGUUCAAUCAAGACUCUUCUAGCUCGUGAGCUGGUUGUCGAAGAAGGACGGCCCAAGCGCUACAUUUUGACCGAAGAGGGUGAAGAUAUGGCCCAUUCUUUGAAGAAAACCGAUCAGAUUGAAUUCGAAGACGAGUUGGCUUAUCAAAAUCGUCUGAACACACAAAGAUCAGGGUCCCCGCAACGGGACGAUAGUGACUCACCGGAUUUCUCCGUCAACUAUUCUGCAUUGAUGGAAGCUUCGGCUUCUCCAAGCACGAAAAAUCCUUCAAUUGCAUUAGCUCGCCAAGAAAGCGUUCUUCAUCAAGACUCUACACCUUUCCUCUCUCAGCAAGCCGGUUUAAGAGAAGACUCUUUCACAGGUCAGAGUCCACCACAAAUACCCGCCAGUCCUUUGAAGAAAGUGCGAGACAACAUAGUCAGAGCCCGUUGGGAAGGUAUUAGCUACGAGUUCUGGAAUCCCGGUAGUUAUGAGAUUGUGCUCAUCAUUGACCACCGAGAGGUUAAAUCCAAACAAGAGCGUGAGUUCUUCGCAACGCAGCUGCAAGCCAGGGGCGUCUCUGUUGAAACACGACAACUUUCACUCAGUGACAUGUUGUGGAUCGCACGGAACAAAGUUAGCAAACGUGAAUGUGUUCUUAACUUCAUGUUAGAAAGGAAAAGGCUUGACGAUUUUGCCAUGAGUAUUAUGGAUAAUCGGUUUGUGGAGCAGAAAAACAGGCUAAAGAAGACCGGUUGUAAAAACAUUCAUUACCUCGUGGAAGAUACAGUAAGCGAUACGGCCAAUCGUAUGGCAGAUGCCAUUAAGACUGCUGUUUGGAUCACAGUUAUCUACAAUGGGUUCCAUGUCAAAAGGACGAAAAACUCAGACGGCACUGUGGCUUGGCUCAAAGGUAUGACCCAGACGAUUGAAAGCUACUACACUGAGAAAGCUUUGUUGGUGAUGAGUCCCCGAGAUUUGAAGAGCCAAGAAGACUAUUUCAAUACAUUACACAGGUUUCGUGAACAAUUCGAGCGCAAUGAACAUCUCGAAUGUUGUCAACGGUUCGAUUGUUUCCAAGAAAUAAUGGAUAAAAGGUCAUUAAUGACAGUGAAAGAACUAUAUCUUCGUGCUCUUUUGACUAACAAGGGUGUUUCUUUGGAAAAAGCCAUCUCAAUUCAAAACAAAUUCCCCACUUUGAAGUCUCUACUACUAGCAUACCGGCGUUGCGAUACAGAGGCUGCUGGUAAGAAUCUGAUAGCUGACGCGCUAAAAAAUGAACCCGGGACGAGGAAAAUCGGUAAAGCCCUGUCUGAAACCCUAUGGUGUAGUUUUGGAAAGUCCUAG
This is a messenger RNA of Lachancea lanzarotensis, 1857 nucleotides long. It is a transcript of the gene MUS81, whose product is annotated as LALA0S01e07514g1_1. The coding region runs from base 1 to 1857 and encodes 618 amino acids. Gene Ontology annotation, biological process: resolution of meiotic recombination intermediates; DNA catabolic process; mitotic intra-S DNA damage checkpoint signaling. Lineage: Eukaryota; Fungi; Ascomycota; Saccharomycetes; Saccharomycetales; Saccharomycetaceae. Gene Ontology annotation, molecular function: 3'-flap endonuclease activity; crossover junction DNA endonuclease activity; DNA binding. The record is from RefSeq and is a predicted model, not a curated record. The transcript has a single exon. Gene Ontology annotation, cellular component: Holliday junction resolvase complex; nucleus.